Messenger RNA from Elaeis guineensis (African oil palm), 3756 nucleotides. RefSeq names its product clathrin interactor EPSIN 3. Gene Ontology annotation, biological process: endocytosis. The record is from RefSeq and is a predicted model, not a curated record. Lineage: Eukaryota; Viridiplantae; Streptophyta; Magnoliopsida; Arecales; Arecaceae. Gene Ontology annotation, cellular component: plasma membrane; clathrin vesicle coat; endosome. Gene Ontology annotation, molecular function: phospholipid binding; clathrin binding.
CGCCGCGCGUCGCGUAUUCCUUUUCCCUCUCUCUCUCUCUCAAAAUAUAUGUAAGAAUAGGCAAGGGGUGGGAGAGGAGAGAGCCAGGGGCAGGGAGAGGGACAGAAUAGAAACCCCUCGUUUCUAUUCUCUCCCACCAACCCUACGCUAUAUUUGCCCCGAAAUCCGCGCCCCCUCCUCCUUCCCCCACUCUCCUUCCCUUUCUCUCCCUUGUCUCCUUUGAUUGGAUCCAUCCGAUCCUUCUCCCACUCGGCAUUUAGCGGCUCGGUUCUUGAUCUCCUUCUUUCGGCCGAUGUUCGUUGAUCCCUCCUCCGUUUGGUCCCAAUUCCAGGGUUCCGUCUUGCCUCGGAUUUAAUCGGAUUAGGUUUCGAUUCCCAUUGCUCGGUUCCGGGGUGACUGUCAACGAGUGUUGUUUGCUGGAUUAUGCAGAAAGAGUUGAAAGGAAGUUUCAGCUGAAGGGAAAAUUUUCGUAUCUGAACCAAAGGAACCAUGAAAAAAGCUUUUGAUCAAACAUUUAGAGAUCUCAAGAGAGAGGUGAACAAGAAAGUCUUAAAGGUGCCCGGUAUUGAGCAGAAGGUGCUUGAUGCGACAAGCAAUGAAGCUUGGGGUCCUCAUGGGUCGCAUCUGGCAGAUAUUGCACAGGCCACCCGGAACUAUCAUGAAUAUCAGAUUAUCAUGGUGAUCAUCUGGAAGAGGAUUAAUGAUACUGGAAAAAAUUGGCGUCAUGUCUAUAAGGCAUUGACUGUCCUGGAGUACCUUGUAGCACAUGGAUCUGAACGUGUAAUUGAUGAAAUCAGGGAACAUGCUUAUCAAAUAUCGACUUUGUCCGACUUCCAGUAUAUUGAUUCUAGUGGGAGGGAUCAGGGAAGCAAUGUUAGGAGGAAAUCUCAGAGUCUUGUUGCAUUAGUAAACAGUAAAGAAAGGAUACAGGAGCUUAGAGAGAAAGCUGCUGCUAACAAGGAAAAGUAUGGUGGUGGCAGAACAUAUAGGCCCGAUUCACGUGGACAUGAUGAUCGCCUUGAUGAUGAUCGUUUUGAGGGUCGUUAUGGAAAUAGAGAUGAAGAUCGAAAUCGAUAUGGUAGGGAAAGAGAUUCAGGGUUUGACAGAUAUGGCCAAGGUGGGGACUCAUCUAGUCAGGAUGGUGAUCGCUAUGGUCGGGAUUUUGGUGAACGCUACAGAACAGAAGCUUAUGGAGAUGAGAAUUAUAGAGGUCGUGGAAGUGAUAGUUACCGAUUCAGGUCAAGAAGUAGGAGUGUUGAUGUUGAUACAGAUCGUUCCAUUGAUGAUGAUGACCGUUAUUCAUAUCGAAGUGGUGAUGCAAGAGCUGAUGACCAUGUUCAGGAUGGAAGACAACUUGAGUGCAAACUCUCUGAGGAAAAUGCUAGUGCCCCACCUAGUUAUGAGGAAGCAAAAAGGGAUGCCCAAAACUAUGUGCAGGAUGAGAGUGAUGGAGGGACCAUAGAAGCAACCGUGGAUGAUACAUCUUCACCAGCUGCACCUGAGGCAACUUCUUCCAAAGAUGCAAGUCAAAGUCAAGACCCUACCGUCACUGGCGGAUCAGUGGCAGCCCAAGACAACAUAGUUGAUGCGUUUGAUGAGUUUGAUCCGCGUGGUUCAGGGGCAGCUGCUCCACCUGCUGCAAGUAAUCAAGAGUUGGACAUUUUUGGAUACUUAUCAGCACCAGAUUCUGCAAAUUCAAUGGCUCUGAUGACUUUACCUUCUGGCAUUACGACUUCUGAAGCUGAUAUGCCAUUUAAUUCUGGUUUUGGGACAAAUCCUGUUGCCCCAUCAACUUCCUCUGCUACUGUAAACCAGCCUGUUGAAAAUCCUUUUGGAGAUUCCCCUUUCAAGGCUACUCAAGAAGAAUUCCCGCCUCAGCCACAAGACUUCACAGCUGCCCCUUCCUUCCAGCCUCCUGGAUCAGCUGGUGGUACUGAAACUCAACCACCAAUAGCCCCAGCCAUGGAAGCAUUCUCAAACUUUGAUUUUGGUGACACCUUGGGUGAUAUUACUUACGCUCCAACUGUAGCAAAUAGUCAAUAUUCUUCUGCUGGUCCUACAUUUUUGGCUCCAGAGUUGCCCAUAACACAGGAAAACAGCGAUAUUCUCGCAGAUAUUCUACCGCCAACAGGCCUUGCAGCUGAAAUCCCUUCACAGGCACUUCAGCAUACAGCUAUGACAACUACAACAAGUGCUCAAAUGAAUUUCCUUCCCCACUCAGAGGGAGCUAUUCUACCACAGAUGAGCCUUGCAGCCAAAAUCCCUACACAGGCAGCUCAACCUGCAGCUCCAACAGUCACAAAUGGUGCUCGAAUGAGUUUCGUCCCCUGUGCAGGGCUAUCAACUCCACAAGCAGCUUCAGUUUCAUCACAGGCAGCUUAUUUCGCAGCUCCAGCCAGUCCGCAGGCAGCUCAACCCACAGCUCCAACAACCACAUAUGGCGCUCAAAUGGAUUUUCUCCCUUAUUCAAACCUAUCAACUCCACAAGCAGUUGCAGUUUCAUCACAGGCAGCUCAUUGUGCAGCUCCAACUAGCAUGCAGACAGCUCAACCAGCAGGUCCAACACCUACAAAUGGGGCUCAAAUGAGUUUUCUCCCCCAUUCAGAGCUAUCAACUCCACAGUCUGCUCCAGCUACAUCACAGGCAGCGCAUUUUGCAGCUCCAGCUAGUAUGCAUGCAGCUUCAUCUGAUAACCUUCCCUUCCAGCCAGUUGCAUCCACUCCGGUAGCUUCACAAGCAACUUCCACUACCUCGGCUCUACCUCCUGUAAAAGCUCAGCCAUCAAAAUUCCAGCCAAAAUCUGCAGUUUGGGCAGACACAUUGAGCCGAGGUCUUAUCGAUCUGAACAUAUCUGGACCUAAAGUCAAUCCCCUAGCAGAUAUUGGAAUUGACUUUGAGGCCAUCAAUCGGAGGGAGAAGAGAAAAGAGAUGAAAAGCUCUGCUGUGACUCCUGUGACAUCUACCAUCACCAUGGGCAAAGCUAUGGGAGCUGGCUCUGGUAUCGGUCGCGCUGGUGCAAGUAGCCUUGCCCCACCUCCAAAUCCCGCGAUCAACCCUGCCCUGGGAAUGGGCAUGGGCAUGGGCAUGGGAAUGGGUGGAGGAACUGGCAUGGGAAUGGGUGUUGGCAUGAGCAUGGGCGGGUAUGGUGGGGGCAUGAAUCAAUUACCUAUGGGCAUGGGAAUGGGGAUGAACAUGGGUAUGGGAACGGGGAUGAACAUGGGCAUGGGUCAAGGAGCACACAUGCAACCUCCCACCGGAAUGCCUUCCGUUCCUGGCAUGGCUCCGGGUCCUGGCUUGUCAGCCUACAAUCCCACGAUGGGUAUGGGUAACUAUGGCUCGCAACAGCCAUAUGGAGGUGGGUAUAGAUGAAAGAGUUUAAUCAUGAAGAAAACUGGGAGGAGAAACGAACACAAAUGUCACAUGUUUGCAGUAUAAGUUGCAAUAGAAUGUGAGAUUUGGUGGCACUGGUUUUACUAAGCAGGUUGAUUAAGAUGUGUGUGUGUAAUUUCCGUUCAUUGUUUGGGCGUUAAGAUUCUAUCAAUGUCUCGUGUUGGCAGUCAGGCCUGCUCUGCUAGUAUCUGAUGUGGUGUUAUGUAGAUGAUAGAUUAUUCGAGGUUCAUUAGUGGAUUUUUUUUCCUAAAUUUGUUCCAGCAUGUUUGCUGGAAGGAAAAUAAAUUGAGUUGUCAUUUUUUUUUUCAUAUUCAAAAACCUUGUUGAAUUUUGAGAAAUUUUCCAUUAGAUCAUCCGAAUUUGGCA